Molecule: messenger RNA, 480 nt
Organism: Sporothrix schenckii 1099-18
Lineage: Eukaryota; Fungi; Ascomycota; Sordariomycetes; Ophiostomatales; Ophiostomataceae
Exons: 2
Coding region: 1-480 (159 amino acids)
Biological process (GO): translation
Cellular component (GO): cytosolic small ribosomal subunit; ribosome
Molecular function (GO): RNA binding; structural constituent of ribosome
Source: RefSeq, a predicted model, not a curated record
AUGGCAUACUUCUCAUCACACUUCACACACCACGUCUCUCACUCUCUCUCUCUUCUAUUCUCACAUCUUUGGCAGUCCUUCUGUCCCGUCGUCCUGUCCCCAAGAGUGGCUGGAAGGAAUGCUUGGAACAGCGGCUGCAUCCGCUACCCUGACCCGGCCAUCAAGGUCAACGACACCGUCAAGAUCGACCUUGCCACUGGCAAGAUCACCGACUUUGUCAAGUUCGACACCGGCGCCCUGGCCAUGGUCACUGGCGGCCGCAACAUGGGUCGUGUUGGUGUCAUCACCCACCGUGAGCGCCACGACGGUGGUUUCAACAUUGUCCACCUCAAGGACGCCAUCGACAACUCGUUCGCCACCCGUGAGGCCAACGUGUUUGUCAUCGGCACGGAGAAGCCCUGGAUCUCGCUGCCCAAGGGCCGCGGUGUCAAGCUGUCGAUCGCCGAGGAGCGCGACCGCCGGCGCGCCAAGGGCAACUAA